Messenger RNA from Kuraishia capsulata CBS 1993, 360 nucleotides. RefSeq lists its product as uncharacterized. The transcript has a single exon. Lineage: Eukaryota; Fungi; Ascomycota; Pichiomycetes; Pichiales; Pichiaceae. Bases 1 to 360 code for a protein of 119 amino acids. The record is from RefSeq and is a predicted model, not a curated record.
AUGCCAUGGAGACCUUGCGCGGAGACUUGGAGAACUGGGAAGUGCCUUCUGAUCUCGCUUACACCGACAAAAGGGACGGUCUAUUUGCAGAGCACAAACAGGCUACCGGGAAGAGAGCUGAAAAUUUUGCUCCUGUUGCGAGUUUCUGUCUUUUUUCAAAUCUCCACUCGAGACUUGCUGAUCUGUGCCCAGGAUUUCACCAGUUGGAAGAGCGUGCUGAACAAAGCUUUUCCUCCAGGCAUUGAGUUUAAAACGGACAAAGAGGAAAAAGUAGGCAGUGACGCGAAAGUUUUGAAAAGAGCUUUUGAGUUGAAAAUCAGGCCUGUUGAACAAUUUCGCGUGAGCAAAAGUCUUGUCUGA